AUGCACAAAAUCAAUCGUCAUUACGACAAGCAAACGGAACUGCACAGAAAAGAUUGCUGUCACCAUAAGGCAAUCAUCAGGCCGUAUCUAUCUAUCUAUCUAUCUAUCUAUGUUAGUCUGUUUCUAUCUAUCUAUCUAUCUAUCUAUCUAUCUAUCUAUCUAUCUAUCUAUGCUAGUCUGUUUCUAUCUAUCUAUCUAUCUAUCUAUCUAUCUAUCUAUCCAAAUCUCUCUCUCUCUCUCUCUCUCUUUAAGUCUAUACUAUUUGUCAUAAUCGGACACGUGUACAUAUGUAUAAACGCACACAUCUGUAAUCUAUCUAUCUAUCUAUCUAUCUAUCUAUCUAUCUAUCUAAUUGUAUUUGAUUCUCUCAGUCCAUAUAUAUAUAUAUAUAUAUAUACAAUAUCUAUACGUCUAUCUCAUUUCAUCUAUCUAUAUCUAUCUAUCUAUCUAUCUAUCUAUCUAUCUAUCUAUCUAUCUAUCUCAGUCUUUUCCUUAUCUAUCUAUUUAUCUAUCUACAGACAUAUAUAUAUUCUCGUGAAUGGGUUGAGACCAAAUUUGUUUGGUGUCAGACUAAAGAUAUCAGUAGUUAAGAAACUAAGUCCGUCACCAGAUGGGCCACUUAUAUGUUUAUUUUAG
Messenger RNA from Acanthosepion pharaonis, 636 nucleotides. Lineage: Eukaryota; Metazoa; Mollusca; Cephalopoda; Sepiida; Sepiidae. The record is from the annotation of a GenBank genome assembly.